GCAACUGUUUGGACUAAUGAUUACACCCAGUCCGCUGGCUUUUGCGGUAGGAGCUUUGCUUUGUAGCAAGCUACCCAUAAUGCAAUGCUAUGCUAGCUGGUUCUUAGCGGAGUAGCCAGAGAGCAGAAAACAACAACAACAAGGGUGAACGAGGCUCAACAACAGGCUAGCUACUAGCUAGGCCAGCUACAUGGGUAGCGACAAAAGAGACCAGGAUUUAUCAAACGCGAUGUCCUUAUCAUCUAAACGUAUAUGUGAGUGAUGCAAUUUUAGGUGAGGACGAAUCAUAUUUGCUGUUGCAUAUCGCUUUGCAUUUACAUUAAUCGAACCCAGCUCGAGAGCAAGCUAACUAGCAAUCGACGUCUCUCUAUGCUCGAAUAUUUAACGGCGGCAGCAGCGGUGCCAUGAACAGUGGACUCCCAGCUUCAGCUGCUCCGCUCGGGGGUGUCGGAAUACCCUGCGUCAAGGUGAAGUUCUGCCGAUACUACGCAAAGGACAAGACUUGCUUUUAUGGGGACGAGUGUCAGUUUUUGCACGAGGAACCGUCCAUGGCAAGCAUGUCUCUUCACGGUGGAGGAAGCCCUGUCCCUUUAUCCAUGUCAGGAGGAGCCGUGACGGCAGCGGGGUAUCCGCUUAGUGCACCCCCGGCCUGCCCGGUAGGGGUGCCGACCGUCACCAAAAAGAGCGACUCUCUGGGGUCUGCAGGCACGGCUCUGGAUGGACAGCUGUUAACCAUCCCUGGUAUGGAGGGUGGGAGUGAUGCUAAUCUGACCAAUUCCUACUUCAGCAGCAGCUUCAUUGGGGUCAAUGGCUUCGGGAGCCCCGCAGAGUCUAAAUACUCAAUGAUGCAGAGAAUGACCAGCAGCAGCAGCAGCAGUUCUCCCAGUCUCCUUGAUGAUGGUGCAAAGAACUUUAGCCACAGCGCUCACGAUCUAUUCCAUGGAACCCUCGCAGUUGGACCAGGUCAGAGUUGUGGGUCGAUGGAAAACUCCCCUUGGACAACACAGUCUUCGUUCCCUCUUCCUCUAUGUCCUCUUCCAGAUCCAGUUAGUUCUCCUAUGUCCUCACUCUUCAGUGACUUUGGUGCGCUGAGCAUAUCACAAAGGAGAAAGGCUCCCAACCCUACAGCCAAUGAGUUCAUCCCUAAGGGGGUUCCCCGCAUGGCCACUAUGGUCCAGUCCAGUGUUCCAGCCUUCCCCUUGCCCCUCUUCCCCCACCCCAGCCUCAGCAGCUCCACCGCCGCUGCCCUAGCACCCGGGAUGUCUCUUUCUGCAGGGUCCUCCCCCCUCCACUCCCCCAAAAUCACCCCCCACACCUCCCCCGCCCCUCGCCGGCGCAGCCACACCCCCAACCCCAACAACCCCAAUCCGGCUAACUACAUGGUGCCCACCAGUGUGUCUGACCAGGGGGCCCACAUCAUCCAGAAGGAGACGGUGGGGGGGACCACCUACUUCUACACCGACAAUACCCCUGCUCCCAUGGCCGGGAUGGUGUUUCCUACCUACCACAUCUACCCCCCCACUGCUCCCCACGUGGCCUACAUGCAGCCCAAAGCCAACGCCCCGUCCUUCUUCAUGGCUGAUGAACUCCGACAGGAGCUGAUAAACAGACAUCUAAUCACCAUGGCUCAGAUCGACCAAUCAGAGAACACCGGUGUUCCAUCUGAGGUGGACAGCUACCACAGCCUGUUUCCCCUGGAGCCUGUCCCUCCUCCCAACCGCCUGCAGAAGACCAGCAACUUCAGCUACAUCACUUCCUGCUACAAGGCCGUCAACAGCAAGGACGACCUGCCUUACUGCCUGAGGAGGGUACAUGGUUUCAGGCUGGUGAACACCAAGUGUAUGAUGCUGGUGGACAUGUGGAAGAAGAUCCAGCACUCCAACUCUGUUACCCUGAGGGAGGUCUUCACCACCAAGGCCUUUGGAGACCACUCGUUGGUGUUUUCCUAUGACUUCCAUGCGGGGGCAGAGACCAUGUUUAGCAGGCACUUCAACGACCCCACUGCCGACUCCUACUUCACCAAGAGGAAGUGGGGACAGCACGAGCCCCCACCACCCCGGCAGCACGCUGGUCUGCUUCCUGAGUCUCUGAUCUGGGCCUACAUCGUCCAGCUGAGCUCAGCUCUCAGAACCAUCCACACUGCUGGCCUGGCCUGUAGGGUCAUGGACCCCAGCAAGAUCCUCAUUACCGGCAAGACCAGGUUACGGGUGAACUGUGUAGGGGUGUUUGAUGUCUUAACGUUUGACAACAGUCAGACCAACCAUGUGACCCUCAUGCCACAGUACCAGCAAGCGGACCUGAUAUCCCUGGGCAAGGUGGUGCUGGCCCUGGCCUGUAACUCUCUGGCUGGAAUUCAGAGAGAGAACCUGCAGAAGGCCAUGGAGCUAGUGUCAAUCAACUACUCAUCAGACCUCAAGAACCUCAUCCUGUAUCUGCUGACAGAGCAGUCAAGGCUGCGAAGCGUCAAUGACAUCAUGCCUAUGAUCGGAGCUCGCUUCUACACACAGCUGGACGCAUCACAGAUGAGGAAUGAUGUCAUCGAGGAGGACCUUGCCAAGGAGGUCCAGAAUGGUCGUCUCUUCCGCCUGUUGGCCAAACUGGGCACCAUCAACGAGAGGCCAGAGUUUCAGAAGGACCGUACGUGGUCGGAGACGGGGGACCGGUAUCUGCUGAAACUGUUCAGAGACCACCUGUUCCACCAGGUGACGGAGGCUGGGACCCCCUGGAUAGACCUCAGCCACAUCGUCUCCUGCCUCAACAAACUGGACGCGGGCGUGCCUGAGAAGAUAAACCUGGUGUCUCGUGAUGAGAAGAGUGUUCUGGUGGUGACCUACUCGGACCUGAAGCGCUGCUUCGACAGUACCUUCCAGGAGUUGCAGCAGGCCGCUGCCACUGGCCCCCUGUAGCGCCCCCGCCGCCCCCCACACACAGGCAGCGGGGUGGGACUGCCUAAACCCGGAACCUGAAAGCACAUUAUUGCACUACAUCGGAGGACCAGGUGCAUAGUGAUGACAUCAUCAAAGGGGGCGGGACUUGCUGGAUCAGUCACAUACACUGUCUUAGCAACCAGGAAGGCUUUUCUAAAGCAGAUUUUUUGGGGGGACAGAAAUGGAAGCUGUGACGAUGACAACAAGGAUGAUGAACACUGCAUUAUUAUAUUUUAGAACUGGGGAACAAAACGGAUACUAAAAAAUAAACCAACCGCGUGGUAUUGAACUUUUUCCUGCUUUUUUUUCUGUGGAGGGUGCACUAAGAUUUGACUUUUAAUGAAUGUGUGAGUGGCCUACAAGAUGCAUCUACAGACAGAGGUGAAGUCACAGACACAGACUGAGAACUGAAUAUAAAUCAGUCUUUCUACUGCGUAUCUCUGCUGGAGACCACACCCCUUCAUACCAACACAUUGAGACGGGACAGACCACUGGAUGCUUUCUAAGGGGGUGGUCAAAGAACCCAUUCAUGAAAUGGGCCGGUCCAAGUCAGCCUUAGUUGUCGGUUCCCACUCAAAGGACAACCCACUGAGUUUUGGAGGGUGCGGGUUGGGAUGGGGACUCUGUUAAAACAGACCAUUGAGGGGUGUGUUGGGUUUUUCUCCCGAUGGCCGUGUUUGUUAGAGCAGAGUCAUGCAGGCCAGGCAGCACCUCCUUUAUUGCUUAAUGAUGGACACUAUUGUGGAAACUGUUGUGACACAAAUUAUGAACUCUGGGGAUGGAACUGUUUUGUCAGCUCUGGGGUAGAACCCAUGGAUUGGGCAUAACUAGAGAAUGGAGCCAGUUCUGCCUCAAUUAUUUUCUUUGCUGUCUCCCUCUCUCCCUCUCCUGAAGGGUCCCUCCCUCUUUCUCCCUCUCCUGAAGGGUCCCUCCCUCUUUCUCCCUCUCCUGUAGGGUCCCUCCCUCCCUCCCUCUUUCUCCCUCUCCUGUAGGGUCCCUCCCUCCCUCCCUCUUUCUCCCUCUCCUGAAGGGUCCCUCCCUCCCUCUUUCUCCCUCUCCUGAAGGGUCCCUCCCUCCCUCUUUCUCCCUCUCCUGAAGGGUCCCUCCCUCCCUCUUUCUCCCUCUCCUGAAGGGUCCCUCCCUCCCUCUUUCUCCCUCUCCUGAAGGGUCCCUCCCUCCCUCUUUCUCCCUCUCCUGUAGGGUCCCUCCCUCCCUCCCUCUUUCUCCCUCUCCUGUAGGGUCCCUCCCUCCCUCCCUCUUUCUCCCUCUCCUGUAGGGUCCCUCCCUCCCUCCCUCUUUCUCCCUCUCCUGUAGGGUCUCUCCCUCCCUCUUUCUCCCUCUCCUGUAGGGUCCCUCCCUCCCUCUUUCUCCCUCUCCUGAAGGGUCCCUCCCUCCCUCUUUCUCCCUCUCCUGAAGGGUCCCUCCCUCCCUCUCCCUCCCUCUCCUGAAGGGUCCCUCCCUCCCUCUCCUGAAGGGUCCCUGGUGACCUCUUCGUUUGAGAAUACGUUAUGCUUUUUGUGAUUCUUUCUAGCUGGUUCUUCUCAUUUUACUCUGCUGUAGUGCAGUGAUGCAUGAUGGGACAUGGAAGGGACAGUCUUUCUGCCUCAACACAAACUUUAUUCUGUGGACCAAUUCCAGCGGUGGCGAAGUGGAUUGUAGGAAGGGGUUUUGAAUCAUUUUAAGAAAAUGUGUUUUUUAUUUGACCUUUUAAGAUCAUGUGACACACAACGUGCUGGAGACACCGAUCAGCGAUGACCAGGAGUCACCUUUCACCUUUGACCCCUUCCGGAGGUCCCCUGGGUUUUUCCCCUGAAGUGUGCUCUCAUUCACACCCUCUCAUGGCUUUAAAAAUAAUGGAUUGGCAUAAGAUGAUGGGAACUCCAAACCAUGCUUAUACCAAUCCAAUGCCUUUGAAUUCAUAAUGGGUAGUAAAGGAGUGUACACAUCAGGGAGAAGGAUGGAGAAUUGGUAAGGGGGGUGGGGUGGUGGCUGUUGCACUCAGAAGCAAGGAUCAAUUCAGAAGGGUGAAACAUUCAAAGCGUUUUAGAAAUGUAUUAUAUAGAUCAUACCAAGACUUCUAGUCACAUGAGAAGGUAACUGUCUAUUCUAUACAUCAGUUCUAUGUGCAACAUUCAACCCUAUUGAAUAGACCCUCUUUUGGAUGGUUUGGAAUUCUCUCAGGACAAUGGACAGCUGCAGGGGCCCUUUGACUGAAUGUUUUUGGCCGUCAUUGGUCGCCCUUUAUCCAGUCAGAUUGGUGUGGGCGGGACUCUUAAGUGGGGGUGGGGGGGGUGGGGUACUGUGGGGGGAAAUUGUGAGGAGAUGGAUGCUCCUAAGCACAGAUCUAGCAUCAAUUUACCGUAGUCCAGUCUUACCUGAACUACUAGGGGGAUGACAACAUAUCUGACCCUAUGUCAGUUGUUAGGGGCAUCUUCUACCUACUCCAUGAGGUGAGCUGUGAGUUGGCUAUGUUAGAAUCAUGUACUGUUUCCUGUUUUUAGUGACAUGAUCAAGACCGAAAGCAUAUUUGGUGAAUGUGGUGCUUAGACCCCUAUCUUUAAACCAAUCUCUUACACACACCCAUACCAACACACACCCAUACCAACACACACCCAUACCAACACACAGCCAUCCCUAUCCACACAUGUCAACGUUUAUCAUAUCACCAUCAUGACACACACUCCAGUAAUACUAGCGCUAGUGAUGCGCGGGUCAGCUGUUAGUUCACCCAUACCCCCACCCGCAAUUGCUAAAAGCCCAUCUGCAACAACCCGACUGUAUGUGAUAGGGAAAAUGUGAGGGCUGCAUCCAACCCUAACCUGCUAAUAUAGAAAACGCUCUGUUCCCUUUGUUCUCUUCAUUUAUUGAACAAUUAUGUUUUUCUUCAACAUUUCAUCAAUUAUGAACAGUAGCCUAAUGUUUUGCUGAAACAAAUGUGAAACAAUAAAUGGAUAUAUUUUAGGCCGACUGCCUGUGGGCUAAUAGCCUCUACCAGCAUAUGAAUUAAAUAAAACAUCUAAUGAAAUGUUGUGUGUAUAUAUAUAUAAGGCUUAGAAAAGAAAUACGCUGUUACACAAAAUAAAAUUUUGAAAACCAAAGUAGCCACUGUCCAGUUGAGACUAUAAUGGCCUACUUUCGUCUUUCUUUUGCAGCACUGUUGAGAAACAAAAUAGCGUCCUCUGUGCUAGGUUAGUUGGCACGCGUAGUCUGCAGUUAGGCCCUGAAGCUUAGGUUUACACACUCAUUUCUCUAAUUAAAGAAAAACCUCAAUAUAGCCUAUAGAUAUGAGUUACACAAUUAUACAUGUACAGAUUUUUUUUUAAAUUAUUUUUUCCCCCUUCACUUUAUUCAACCUGCCACCCACCCACCCUUCAUCCGCACAAUAUUUCAGGCCCCUAAAACCCUUGCCCUGCGGAUAUAACCUUGUUGUAUGAGUCAACCCGUGCAUCACUAACUAUUGCUGCCUUUCUCCCACACACACAGCUCUCUCCCCCCACACACACCUCCAUCACCAUCUUAGUAUGUUUUAUGCCCCUCUUGUGUUUGACUAAAAUGUUGUAAUUUUUGUGUGUACAGCAGUAUUUUAAUAAAGAACACCAAAACAUA
Molecule: messenger RNA, 6533 nt
Organism: Salvelinus fontinalis (brook trout)
Lineage: Eukaryota; Metazoa; Chordata; Actinopteri; Salmoniformes; Salmonidae
Gene: pan3
Product: poly(A) specific ribonuclease subunit PAN3
Exons: 18
Coding region: 405-2906 (833 amino acids)
Biological process (GO): nuclear-transcribed mRNA poly(A) tail shortening; mRNA processing
Cellular component (GO): P-body; PAN complex
Molecular function (GO): poly(A) binding; metal ion binding
Source: RefSeq, a predicted model, not a curated record